Molecule: messenger RNA, 741 nt
Organism: Bicyclus anynana (squinting bush brown)
Lineage: Eukaryota; Metazoa; Arthropoda; Insecta; Lepidoptera; Nymphalidae
Exons: 5
Coding region: 1-741 (246 amino acids)
Molecular function (GO): N-acetyltransferase activity
Source: RefSeq, a predicted model, not a curated record
AUGCCGUGGAUCAGACCGUCGGAUGCGCCGGUCGGCCGCGUAUGGCGCAGAUUCGAAGGCAGGCAAAUAAACGGUACCCCUCCUGUCAUCUAUCAAAUCAGAGACUUGGAGGAACCCUACAGGAAAACAUGCUUGGACAUGAUGGAAGAGACUUUCGUCCGUGAUGAACCUCUAUGUCAAGCUUUAGAAAUGGGCUCGGAUCCAGAAUUAAUAGCAAUCAUACGGAACAAUUGGAAGGAGUAUGUGUCACAACAGAUGUCCUUGGCCUGUUUCACGGAGGUGGACGGCGAGCCCAAGGAACUGGUCGGCUUCAACAUACUGCAGGUCAAAUGUAAAGAUGAUGAAGACGAAGACUUUUCACAGGUAGCUAAUUUGCAGUUUAAAAACGAAAAAUUGCUCAAAUACAUGAUGAUCAGGGCCAACUCGAAAAAGCUGGUGGACGUUUUCGAAUACUAUGACGUGGACAAAUACUUGACGUCAAAUGGUCUGAACGUGUUGAGCGAGCACAGAGGACAGAACAUUGGUGCGCGGCUGAUAGAGGCCAGGAGAGAUCUAUGCAAGCAGUUCGGUAUAAAUGUAGCUUGCUCCGUGUUCUCCAGCAAGGUGGCUCAGGUGCUGGCAGAACGGUGCCAAUACGAAAUCAUGGCCGCCGUAACUUGUGCCGAUAUGCUCAAAUAUGGUGUCGACUUGACUUGCUGCAGUCACGUGGACGCUAAGCUCAUGGGGAUUAAGUUUGAAUAG